Macrobrachium nipponense is the source of this 5484-nucleotide messenger RNA. RefSeq names its product tectonin beta-propeller repeat-containing protein 2-like. Lineage: Eukaryota; Metazoa; Arthropoda; Malacostraca; Decapoda; Palaemonidae. The record is from RefSeq and is a predicted model, not a curated record. Gene Ontology annotation, molecular function: protein binding.
UCAGCAUCCAUCGAUCAGCUGAUAAACCACAACAUCCACAGAGAAGCUGUUGUUGUGGGUUGGAAUUUGCUGCGUUUGUUCUGCGUCGCUUUCAAAAUUCACCCGUUGCCCUGAAUAUAGCCUCAAAAUACUUACAAGAGGAGAGAAUAAUGUAGGUAGUUUUUUUUUUUCAAAAAAAUAAGUUCUGACCAAUCUGUCAGACUGGUGUUCUUCUGGUCUGGGGACCAGAGGAAAUUCAAACGUUUCUCGAAACUACCUAAAUCCUCUGUCUCCAAUAACCAAAGUUGAGACUGUAAGUACAGUGGAUGAAAUGAUCGCUGCUGGGUCUCUGGAAGGUACCAUUACUAUCUUCCAGCUUCCACGAGUACCUAGCAGACCAGCAUCUACAUCAUCAGAUCCACGUGACUUUCGAGGCAUGAUUGUGCCUGAACCUGUCAUAAAGCGUUUCACUGUUGGGAACUGUCACCGCUCAAGAAUAACAAGUUUGACUUGGAGUCGUAAUGGAAUGUUACUUUUCUGUGGGGAUGCCCAAGGGAUAGUUUCUCAAAUAGACAUUAAUUACCAAACAAUGGAAUGCACACCCAAGGAACUGCUGAAGGAGAGUAAUACCAUCAUACAGCUGUCUUACACCAAUAAGCUUCUGGCUAUUGCCACUUUGGAACGAACAGUAAUAUAUAAUCUGAGUGACUGUUCAUUACGACAGGUUGGCAAGAAACCGCGUAAGCAGGGAAUGUUUGGAUGUCUGUGGUCACCUCCAGCACCACUGGCUAAUAGUGUGCUCUAUGUUGCGAGACCUGGUAUGAGAGUGUGGUCUUCCAAUAAUGAAGGUGAAGUUCAGCAGACUCACAUCAUCAAAGACCUACCAGAUGAUGGACAGAUCCACUUGCUUGAACCAUUCUCGGAGAAACCAAGAAAAGGAGAAUAUUAUUCUUUUGGAAUUCUUAGCGCCAUUAAAUCUUACUUGGUUGCAUAUAACCCACACUGGCUAUUAAUAGCAGAUUUAGAACACUCUAAAAUCUAUAAUUAUUCAGGUCAGUUAGGCCGUAUUACUGAUAUAGCCGUUUCAGAACGAGAGAUAUACGUUCUUGACGGGUCACGGCACAUUACCUGCCUCAGCACAGAGCCUCCAGAUAUUGGAGAAAGGAAACCAAUCAUACCAGGUCCUAGUGCCUUUUUGGAGUCUGAGAAUUUAAAGGAGCUCAAGUUUCGCUUAGUUUCACAGGGCUCUGAUAUUCUUGGUCAGAUAGCUCGUCUCGGGAGUACAGUAGCAGCUAAAGUCACAGAACAUGCAAAGCCCUCCAUAGUGUCUGGGCAGAAUAUAACGAGUCUGUACCAAGAUACUGAAGUUAAGCCAAGUGGGGAAAAUCCUAUGAGUAAAUCAUUCCAUAAAUCCCCAACAUUCACCAAUAUAUCUGAUGGCAGAGAACACGGUCAUCAAAGAUCGUCUUCGUCGGGUCUCAUUUCAGAUCCACAGCAGAGGUCCUAUUCUCCAGGUUUAAUCCCUCCCAGGAUGGUUCAGUCUGUUAGUAAUUUCCUACCAUCAAUCCUUCCAACCCCAUCCCUUGUGAAGACAUUUGGAUUAACACCACCUGUGGAUAAUGUAACAGUGCCUAAGAAACCACCACAGCAGCCAGAGUUUGAAGAAGUAGUUACCAGUGCCCAAAUAGUGGCACAAGAGGGGAGUGACCUGGAACCAUUAGUAAUGCGGGACAAACCCAAGAAAAAAAUAAGGAAAAAGCAUGAAACCUCAUCUCCAAUGAAUGUGGAUAGCAACGCCAAGCACAAACAGGGUGAUUUAAAUGUACUGAACAGUAAUGUCUCGACAUCCUCUUCCCCAUCCUGUGCCACUCCCCAGAGCUCUACCUCUACAGAGAAGAGCAGCCCUGGGAAUGAACUUUUAGAGGAAGUUAGAAGGCAGUUGAAUUGCAAAACAGACGAUGGUUUUCUGUCAGACAGAUCAGAUGUAGCAGAUGAGGGAGGUUAUGGUACAAAAGCAGAGCAUUGUCAGUUUGAAGGUAUCAAUGACUUUGAAGGGUUUGGUCCACAGAAUGUUGACACAAGGACUUAUGAAGACUUUAAAAGUGAUAUAGAGAAAAAGGAAAGUUUACUAGCAGAAAUUCUUGAUCUCAGUUGUUUGAAAAUGGACCAUGAGGCCAAGUCUGUGGACGAGAAAAAAAGUGAUGAGGGAAGUCAUGUCACGUUUGAUAGAGAACACAGUUUGGAGAGUACAGGGUGUUCAACACCAAGUACUUUGAAAGAGCAGAGUCCAUUACCUGAUAGUGCCUCUAAUGACUUUUUAGAACAAUAUUAUCGUAACAAUGCCACUUUUACUUCAUCUGAAAGUGUUGUGGAAGCAACUUCUGAAAAAAAAGAAAGUUCAAAUGAGAGUAACUCAGGCAAUUGCUCUUUGGCAAGUAAUGAUGGAUGUGAACGUCUGGGAAGCAAUUUCAGUGAAGAUCGUUUGAGCUGCUUAAGCUAUGGCCCUCCCUCAGGCAGCAGUUUGGUUUCCCUGCCAGGCAACAGAAUACCGUCCAUUGAGGGGCAAGAUCCGUAUCUGAACGAAUCCAGUGCUAUGUUUAUUGUGACUGACUCUUCGGAGAUUGCCGACAUUAGUUGGUCAUAUUCUUUGGCACAUGAUUCUCAUCAGUAUGACCAAGAGGAAAUGCCUGGUGGCUGGGUCAAACAUAAACUUCCAAGUAAUGUGAUAAGUUUUAGUGUAUCUGAAAAAAUGGUAGCAUUUCUGGACAGUUACGGUUGUCUUUUCUGUAAACAAACCAGCUCCGACAGCAGCUGGAAAAAAUAUAAAUUGGCAGCCAGAGCUACUCACAUAGCACAGUCCCCAAGUGGUUCUGUUAUGUGGGUUCUAUAUGGAACGAAUGCUUACACAGUUCAGAUACCAAGCUUGGAUGCCUUACCAACAGCAAAAAUGACUCUUGCAGCAAGAAAUGUAUUGCAGUUAAGUGUAGAUGAAGAACUUACAUGGUAUAUCAGAGGAGAUUAUCAGGUAUGUGUGUUACCAACUGCAGGAGGUAAAGGACCAAGCAUCGUAUCUUGUGAGGAUUUCCGAUUAAUCAGAGUUGUCAGUUAUGCCAAAGUAGUUUGGGGUCUCACUGACAAAGGGCAGGUUGUAUUCAGAAUUGGUAUGAGUUUGAUCUCCCAGAUUGGUCAUGCUUGGGGUAUGAUGAAGACAUCUUGUGCCUCCUUGAAAGAUGUGGCAUUGGGACCAGGACACUGGGGGUGGAUUGUUGAUGCUGAUGGAAACAUCUUUUUCCGUCUGGGAGUUUGUGCAGAAUAUCCUCAAGGGCGGGAUUUAAAAUGGUGGCAGGUAACUACAAGUGAUUACAUGGUGGAACAGGGUUCAGAAGAUCCAAGUAAUGUAAUGCUUAGAGUUUCUCAUGAAGGACUUUGGUUGACAGAAACUGGUUCAAACUGUGUGUUCUUCCACGAAAAUGAGUGGCAAGGCCAUGUGUGGAAUACAUUCAGCAGUGAUUCAUGGUCUACAAUCUGUGCUGAAGGUCUCUACAUUGACCAUGGUGCUCUAAGUUGUCUUUCUCCUGAUGGAAAGCUUUUUGUUGUCAAUCCAAAAACCAAAAGCUCAGUGCCUUUAGAACUUGUAAAUAAUGAAUGCAUAGCUAGUGUAAGCCAACGACCUGAAGCUAUGUGGGUGGUAACAGCUACUGGAGAUAUAUACAUAAGAGUUGGGUUGUCUGCAAAGUCGCUGUUAGGGACACGAUGGGAACAGCUCGACUUGCACCAGAUCAGUGAUGUCCAUCUGUGCCAUCUGUCAUGUGGCACAGAGGUUGUCUGGGGAGUAGAUACUCGGGGGGGCGUGUACAUGCGUCAGGGCCCACUUACUCCUCCCCCUCUCGAAUCUCUACCACCAGCCUGGAUCCAGGUUGAUGCUACGCCUCUAAAAGGAAAUGCGAUAUUUACAAAGGUAUAUGUGGGGAUGAAAACACACAUGGUGUGGGGACUUGAUUCUAGUCAUCGUGUUUAUGUGAGAGAGGCUAUAUUUCCAGAGAUACCAAUUGGAAUUUCAUGGGUUUUAGUUCCAGGACUAUUGGCUCUUCAGUUAUCCAUUAGUGAAAAUGAAGUUUAUGCAUUGACGAUUAAUGGUGAAAUUUUCAAGCGCACUGGGGUAACCGAAAUCAACUACAUUGGGGACACAUGGGAUAAGAUACCUGGAAAUCUUACUAGAAUUUCAGUUACAACUGACAAUCGCUUGUGGGGUCUCAACAGUAAUGGUCAUAUAUGUAGACAUGAAAAGCUGUUGUCAACGGAAGCGCCCAGCGAAAAAACAGAAACAAUUCACGAUGUGUUUCUUUCAGAUGGAAGUGAGGAAUGGGAAAUGCUGUGAUAUUAUAUUACCUCAUCCCCUGCUUUAAUAUGUACAGUGUAUGCUCCCUGGUACAUAUUAUCAUUGCAAGGUUGGAGGGAUAGGUCUAUUUUAACCACAAAUGUAACGGAAUUAAAGUAAUGAAUGGAACUGCUUUUAGAAAUGAAUGCGGAUUCUAUAUCAAUCUCAUUUGGUUGACCUCAAAGUGGUACAAAAGAAGUCCUUGUUUUUUAAUCAAAGUAAUUAAUUUUGAGCUUAGCUAUAAUGAACUGUACCAUGCGUACGUGUGGACAAGGUUUUAAAAUGGAUGCUUUUAACAGAAUGCCAUACCAUAUACAGGCAGUCCCGAGUUAAGGUGGUCUUGACAUAAGUCGAUCCAAUCUUACAACACUUUUCAAAAUUAUUCAUGGAAAAUUUGCCUCCGAAUUGAGGCGAAAUUCCAAAGUUAAGGUGACAUUAGGCUGGGUACUCUUUUCUGAGCUACUUUAUGUAAAGUAAGUGUCACCAUUCUUCCAGUGUGCAAGCCAACCACAGGAGUAAAGGCCCGACUUUAGUCGCACCUCAGGAACAGCGCUCUGCCGUAACUUGGGGAUUGCCUGUACUUGUUAAUUUUACUUUUGUUGUUUGCGUUUUUUUUUUAAAGGACAACCCGUUUUUAAGCUUGACCUCAUAAUGUAAACUUUUAUAUAUAUACAUAUACAUAUAUAUAUGCAUGUGUGUUGCACAACAUGUCAAGUGGUCUUUGUUAUUAUGUAAAAUACCAUAAUGGCUCAAGUAAAUUUGCUGAUGGCAGUCAGGUUGUUCCUUUUUAUGUCAUGAAUUUCAGAAAGCAUCAUGGAAAUGUAAGUUUAACAAUGCUAAAAUUAAAACAUGCAUUUAUAUACUUUGGGAUGACUUUUCAUUGAUAAUGGCAGUUGAGUGUAUAAAUGAGCAAUUAUGUGAUAUUACCAGACUACCUUGACAUUACGAAAUGGAAGCUUUAAGGAAUGUUGGGAGUCAACAAAGCAAUAUAGUACAGUAUAGAAUUUAUAAAGAUAUAUAUAUAUAUACUAUAUGUUAUGUGUACACUUUUUUAUUUUUCAAUUUAAAAUUCAAUAAAUUGUGCUUAAAUUUCUAUAAACUUGUGAAAAACUUUCAAAUGUUUUCUU